AUGGGUGUUUGUCAAUCUAAAUCUAUAAAUUCUAAGAAAAUAAAUACUUAGACUUCCUAAACUCAUAUUAGAAUUAAAACUGAAGUUACAGAAAUGUCUCAAAAAAUGCCUAGAAGACAUCUUAACCUAUAAAUCGAUUAAACCAAAAACAAUGAGAAUAAGACAUCUCCUCUUUCUGAAGGAGUAAUUCUCACUUAGAGAACAAAAAAAAGAAUUACUUUGAAGAAAUAUGGUUCAAAUAAUUACACUGCCACUACUUGCAGUUCAAAUCAUAUUCUAUUACCUGGAUGUGCAUUCAAAAAAUAUUCACUGAUUAGAAAAAAACAAGGAAAUCAUGUAAAUAUUUCAUAAAAUACAUAGUCUAUAUCAAUAAUUUCAAACAAUAAGACAGGAAAAAUUAUGUAAUUAGAGACUUUUAGAAAGGAUGAUCCUGAUAGUGUCAAUUACAUAGAAUGGCUUAUGAAGAAUAAAAUUGUAUUAUUAAUUUUUAUUGUUAGGACCACCCUAACAUUAUAAGAGUAUCAGAAAUCUUUUAAGAUCACAAAUAUUUUUAAGUUGUUUCGGAUCACUUUGAAGAGAAUGAUUUAUCAGAAUUAAUUGCUGAUGGAACAAAACUAUCUAAACCUGAAGUAUCUUAGGUUUUAAAUCAAAUGAUGUAAGCAAUUCAUUAUUUGCACCAACAAUAACUUUUCCAUGGAGCUAUUACGAUUAAUUCAUUUUCAUAUUAAAAGAAAUCUGAUGGAAUAAUUGUGAAAUUAUCAAAUUUAAAAGGAAUAGUAAUAAAAUUAGAAGAUGAUUUGGAAGUAAUUAAGUACACAUCUCCAGAGUGUAUUUAUAAUCCAAAAUAAGAUGUAGCUAGAGAUGUAUGGGCUAUUGCAUUAAUUGGAUUGACAUUAAGAAAAGGUGGUCUUCCUUAUGAGUUACCAAAAUAAUUAACAAAAGAAAAAUUAAGAAUUUUAGUUAAGAAUCAGGUUUUUAAAUUUGAAAACAAAAAGGAUGAAAUAUUUAAAGAAUUUCUUUCUCAUUCUUUAAAUUCGAAUCCAAUUUAAAGGGCUAAUUUAGAAGAAUUGUUAAGUUUAGCUUUUAUAACUAAAUAUUAAUAAAAACAUAAAUCUGAAUAAGAAAUCUUGCUUAGUAAUAUCUUAGAGGCAAAACCAUGUUGUUUGCUACAAUAACUAAUUAUAGUUUUCUUUGUAUAAGAGUUUAAUUGGGAAGAGUACUUGCAGAUUCAAAAAUUAUUUUUAGAAGGAGAUAUGAAUAUGGAUGGAUUAAUGAGUAAAACAGAAUUAAUCUAAUUAUUUUAAAAAUAUCUAAAUAUUUAUAAUAUUGAAGAAAAAAUAGAUUAAUUAUUUAAAGAUUUUGAAUUAGAAGAUGAGAUUAAUUCAAAUUUAUUUUUAGCUCUAACAACAUCAAGAAAAGAUGUACUGACAGUGUCUAAUACUGAAAUUUGUUUCGAGAUAUUAUCUCUUAAUAGUUCAGAAAUCACCCUUAAAGGUUUAAAAAAAUACUUAAAUGCUGAUAUUGAAGAUAUUAAAGUAGAGUUUUCUCGUCUAACAGAUGAUUCAAAUUCAGUAUUAUUUGUAUAAUAUUUUAGUUAAAUUAUAUAUAGUUCGUGAAAAUCUUAGAAUUGAUGAUCUGA
Molecule: messenger RNA, 1639 nt
Organism: Paramecium sonneborni
Lineage: Eukaryota; Ciliophora; Oligohymenophorea; Peniculida; Parameciidae
Source: the annotation of a GenBank genome assembly